Molecule: messenger RNA, 6602 nt
Organism: Lymnaea stagnalis (great pond snail)
Lineage: Eukaryota; Metazoa; Mollusca; Gastropoda; Lymnaeidae
Source: the annotation of a GenBank genome assembly
AUCAGGGAUAUUACAAACAUCAACAGUCCAAGGUCGAGUCCGAGGCCGCCAUUAAGGACAGCGAUGGCAGACCCGGACCUGACGGGACCGAAAUAACCUCGGAGGUAGCUGAUAAUGACAUUAGGCGACCGAGGCGGCCGUGGAAUUUGGAGGCGUUCGGGGAAACCCCGUGGAACCAAGGGAAUUCCCCAAAAGACCCUGUCGGGAUAAAGGUGACGGUUAGUAAAAGCAAGAGCCACGAUGGUGGGUUAAAUAAAAGUUCGGAUCAAGAGGAUCCGAAGAAAGGUCAAGAGAGUGCGGAGGUACCGUGCGGCCCCCGAGAGAAGAAAGCCGACGGUGGGGAUAAUGGUGACCACAGGUCAAGAAGAGAUAUUUUUGCGGAGCAGAAGAAAACAUCGAAUCCUGAAAACAGGGCAAGGUCGGGGUCACAGGGGACUGCACAAAGAGGCAGCAGGAGUAGAAGCAGCGGUGACACUGAAAGGGAGAGCAUCAACAAGAAACGCGAGAAGGCCAUCUGCGACGGCAUACCUCAGAAGUACCUUUCUCUUCUCAACAUCGGCUCGCCUGGAGAGGGCGCCUUCGAGUCUCCGAACAGAAUGAAAGGGCAGUUCCGCGAGCCCAGGCGCCAGCGCCCCUCCCGACUGACCAGCAACCUCACGGACUACAAGGCCAUGAUUUACGUUCCGUGCGUGCGAAUGUCCCUGGCCGAGAUACUUACAAAGUGCAACAACUCUCGGGUCCGGCACUACUACGUGGCCGCCUCGGUGCUGCUUGACCUCCUGAUCUUGAGUGACGUCCCACACACCCCACUCUCGUUUGACGCCGUCUACCACUGGGUCCUGGCCAAUCGAGAGGACAUCUGCAUCAUCUUCGACAACGUCGACGGCUCGGACGCCUGGCAGCGCCUCAUCUCCGACGCCUUCCAUGACAGAGACGGCUUCGGAAAAAUGAUCGCGGCGGCCACGCCCGGGAGGAUCUCGAAACGAGACGUCGACACCCUGUUCUACUGCUACGGGCUUGCCACCGAGUACAGCAAUAAAACGCUCCUGACGCGGCUGAGGACGGAAGCUCCGAACGUUGUCGACAGGAUAGCGUUCCUCCUCUCAUCAAACCACACACAGGAGCUACUGUGCAACCCUCUGAGCCUAUCUCUGCUCGCGGCUUACUUCAGAAGCGUCAGGGACGAGGACUAUAUACCCGAGCAUCUUUCGGAGCUCUUGGAGAACCUGAUCCACCACGCCAUGGCGCACGAGACGAACACCGUGCAGAACAUAACGAAAGGAAGGAGGCAACGGUUUUCCUUGCAGGGCGUCUGCGAAACUGUGGCCUUCGAGUGCCUAGAGAACGAUACGAAUUAUUUCUCGAAGCAGAAAUUUCCCAAGCAGUUCUGGGUCCGGCACUUGUGUGACUGUCGGGUUUUGCACGAAGUCCACGAGAUCGCGAAUUUCGCCUCCAUUCACGAGAGACCCUCUUCGCCGAUAAUCAAUCCCGUCAUUACCCCCGACAGCGAUUCCGUCCACAGCAGCGCUUCGUCCAACUUUGAAGUAAGUUUUCAGCCAGAUCCCAGCUCAAGCAACCAGACCGACCACGACGGCGGUGACAACCGACCCGACGUGACCUCGACGUUCAGCGGAGCCCACCUGCAAGUACCUCUCAUCUACGUGCCGAGCGAUUCCUCCAAGAAGAACGCCGCAGAUCGGCCGAAGUCCUUGUCGAUAGACACCAAGAAGCAACCCCUCAAGCAGGUCCAGACGACCCAGGCCAGCGGGGAGAUCGUCUCUUUCACGAGUCGCUGCAUUCGUGACUUCCUCGCGUCGAAGAGGGUUUGUCGGUACCUCAUGUCAGACAGAGAAUGCGAGGGUUUCAUCCAGAGGCUGAUCGCCAAGCCUCAGUUCUAUCCCGUCAUCCGCCUCACAGUGAGGAGCCUCUACGUCCUGGAACGAUCCGAUCUCAUCCUCAACCUGCUGGACAUGCUGAUCACCACUCAGGAGCUCAGCAAUCAAGCUCCAUUCGGUCUUCAGGUCUCCCCUCCUCCCCGUGGCCCAUCCCCGAUCAACUUCGGGGAGCCGCCCAUGCGAGUCCGCAUGCCGCACCGGUACAGAAUCUCCAAUUCGGACUGUCCGUUCAGGGCCAAAAAGGAAGAUUUAAAACAAAGACGUUCUUCCACGUCCAUCUUGGGCACGUGCUUCGAAGGUCCACCUUCUUUGAAAACAUCGCUGAGCUUUAACCGCCUGUUGAGUAACACAUCAAACCUUUGUCCUUACUCAUCGCCAGCAUCUCCAGAAACAACCAGAGGGUGAGUUAAAUUGGAUAGUUAUGUCUUUUACCCCCCCCUCCCUGGGGGCCCAGGCAGUCUACAAGAAUGUUCCAUUCAUCUAGGUCCAGGGCUUUCUUUUCCUUGUCUGCCUCUAGCUAACGUCUCCAUGUAUCCCAUACUUUGUGUGUAUGCCUCUAGCUAACAUCUCCAUGUAUCACAUACUUUGUGUGUGUCUGCCUCUAGCUAACGUCUCCAUGUAUCCCAUACUUUGUGUGUCUGCCUCUAGCUCACGUCUCCUAGUAUUCUUUUGCCUUUCCUCUUCCUUUCCCCCGUGUAUUCCAUGUUAGGGAUUGUCUUGUGACAUCCAUCUUUUCUUAAGUCUUCAGCAGUAUGCACUUGGUAUGUCCUUUCCUGUGACAUCCAUCUUUUCUUAAGUCUUCAGCAGUAUGCACUUGGUAUGUCCUUUCCUGUGACAUCCAUCUUUUCUUAAGUCUUCAGCAGUAUGCACUUGGUAUGUCCUUUCCUGUGACAUCCAUCUUUUCUUAAGUCUUCAGCAGUAUGCACUUGGUAUGUCCUUUCCUGUGACAUCCAUCUUUUCUUAAGUCUUCAGCAGUAUGCACUUGGUAUGUCCUUUCCUGUGACAUCCAUCUUUUCUUAAGUCUUCAGCAGUAUGCACUUGGUAUGUCCUUUCCUGUGACAUCCAUCUUUUCUUAAGUCUUCAGCAGUAUGCACUUGGUAUGUCCUUUCCUGUGACAUCCAUCUUUUCUUAAGUCUUCAGCAGUAUGCACUUGGUAUGUCGUCCUUUCCAGUAAGUCUUUGUUGGUGAUGAUGUUUGGCCAUUUGAUUUGCCUGAUCUUCCUAAGGCCUUGUGUUUGUGAAGACCUUGCGUAUCUAGUUUUGCAUGAUGCUCUCAAGCAGUGAGCAUCAAUUUGUCGGAUUACAGAAUAUACUUGAAGAUAUUUUAUGAUAGAAGCUGUAUGUUAGAAGCUAUAUGUUAGAAUGGAGGAGGAUAAUUCACAUGUCAUCUGUGGCACCCCAACGGUCCAAGGACUAAGGGACAUGAUGAUGAUGAUAUGUUAGAAGCUAUAUGUUAGAAGCUAUAUGUUAGAACCUAUAUGUUAGAAACUAUAUGUUAGAAGCUAUAUGUUAGAAGCUAUGUGUUAGAAGCUAUGUGUUAGAAGCUAUAUGUUAGAAGCUAUAUUUAGAAGCUACAUGUUAGAAGCCAUGUGUUAGAGGAUAUGUGUUAGAAGCUAUGUGUUAGAAGCUAUAUGUUAGAAGCUAUAUGCUAGAAGCUAUAUGUUAGAAGUUAUAUGUUAGAAGCUGUGUGUUAGAAGCUCUAUGUUAGAAGCUAUAAUAUGUUAGAAGCUGUGUUAGAUGCUGUGUGGGAAGCUAUAUGUUAGAAGCUAUAUGUUAGAAGCUAUAUGUUAGAAGCUAUAUGUUAGAAGCUGUGUUAGAAGCUAUGUGUUAGAAGCUAUAUUUAGAAGCUAUAUGUUAGAAGCUCUAUGUUAGAAGCUGUGUGUUAGAAGCUAUGUGUUAGAAGCUAUAUGGUAGAAGCUAUAUGUUAGAAGCUUUAUGUUAGAAGCUAUAUGUUAGAAGCUGUGUGCUAGGGCUAUAUGUUAGAAGCUAUGUGCUAGAAGCUAUAUGCUAGAAGCUAUAUGUUAGAAGCUAUAUGUUAGAAGCUAUAUGUUAGAAGCAAUAUGUUAGAAGCUAUAUUUUAUAAACCAUAUGCUAGAAGCUAUAUGUUAGAAGCUAUGUAUUAGAAGCUGUGUGUUAGAGGCUAUUUCUUAAUGGGAGGAUAGGGUGUGGGGGUGUAGGUAGGGGUAGGAGUAGGGAGGUGUGGGAGGGUAAGGAGGGCUGUGAGGGUUAAAAGGAUAGUGAGGGGGCUGAGAGGGUAGGGAGGGCAUGGAAGAUCAACAUAUUUAUUGAGUGUUUAAGACUUACUCCCACACAAACAAAUAUAUAAAUGUGUGUAUUAUGAUAGAAACAUCACCCUCCAUAUUGAAUAUGGGCACGUCGCUGAUGCGUUCUUCAUGUCAUAAUCCACAGCCGUGACUAUAAUGAUUAUAUUAUUACUUAUAAAGAUUAUAUUAAUAUCUUUAAUGCGUCUGCUUCAUUCCAGGUACCUCGAGGACUACAAGGAAGCUCUCAUCUGGCUGGCGGAGACGGAUAACAGCGAGCCUUACAUAGGGGCAGUCUCCAACCGUUUCCCGGACACCCUAGUCAUCUCCUACCAGGACUGCCCUUCGGAGACCAUCGACCACUUCAUCUGCCUGACCAUGCGGAGCAGUCCGGCGGUCAGGGAGGUCGUCCUGUACAUGAGCGGCUUCUACGCCCAGUGGGAUCUGGGACUGAGACUCGCCGAGGCUCUGCGGGCGCUGACCAGACUCACCGUCCUGAAGAUCAGCAUGAAGUGCGUGGUCGAGACGUCUUUUCUCGUGGACUUCGUCUGCGAGUGUUUCGAGAAGAACGACCACAUCGAGACGCUGUACCUGGAAGGCCCGAUGAACGUGGCGGAGAACCUGACCCCGGGCGAACACAAGCGCGUGUUCAAGACGUUCCACGAGCAACGCGGCCUGAAGACCCUGGUUCUGGAUCGCUUCAGCUACCACCACCGAGUCGGUUACGUGCUGACCUGCUGGCCGGACAUCCUGACCGGUCUUCAGGUCAAGCGGUGCAACAUCGACAACGUCGCGGAGAAGGUCAACGACAAGGUCUCCAACUGCCCCGAGCUUUCGUCCUUGACCUUGGAAAACUGCUUCGUCCCGUCCCAUUGUCUGUGCUCCAUAGUGGGCCACAUCCACCAACAAAUAUCCCGACUCGUGCUCACGACCUUGGAGCUAACCUUGCUCUCGUCGACCCGUAAGUUUAGCAAAAAUGACGCGAAGAAGACGUUCUUCAGACCCGCGCUGACCAUUGAGGUGUGUACAAAACUAGCGGACAUCGUGAGGUCGUCGCCGACCCUCAAACACCUUUUGCUCAGCUACAACGGACUGUCGGACGAGAAGGCCAAGGUGCUUCUCAGGUCAACCGUGGAAAGCCAGGCGCUGGUCACGCUCGACCUGACGGGCAACUUGAUAGGAAAUGAUGUUGAGGAUGACGUCAUCGUGCUGCUGAACAAGGCCACGCGACUGAAGUCGUUGUUGCUGGGUGAUAAUAACAUCACCAAGGAGACGCGGAGCGCCAUAAUCCGGGGCUCGUUGAGCCGCCAUGACCUUCGGCUCAGUUUAUGAAUGACGCACUUCCGGCGCCACUAUCUCUGCACGUGUUGGUUUUUUUAUUGUGUGUGAAUUCAUUCGCUUACACUUUGCACAAAAAUUAAAUCUACAAUUAAUUUCUCAUAUUGUCUUUUAAGGAAGGAAAAAUGUGAUGAUUAUUUAUGACUAUGUGUUGAUUUAUCUUAUAUUUGUCUUUUUAAGUAUUUUCAUCUAUUCAUCUAGCACACACGUGAUCCAGCUAGCAAACACGUGAUCCAGCUUCCACACCUGAUCCAGCCUGCACACACGUGAUCCAGCUAGCAAACACGUGAUCCAUCUAGCACACAUGUGAUCCAGCCAGCACACACGUGAUCCAGCUUGCACACACGUGAUCCAGCCAGCACACACGUGAUCCAGCCAGCACACACGUGAUCCAGCCAGCACACACGUGAUCCAGCUAGCAAACACGUGAUCCAGCUAGCACUCACGUGUAACAUACGCUUAACGUCUAUAGUGACUUACAGUAAUUAAGUCCCACGGAAAAUCUAGAAAUUAUUAGUAGGGCAUUUCUGAAAUGAUUGCUAUUAUUAUUAGGGACAAUUUCCAUUGUGUUUCGCUCGACAACAAGUCAUGCAACAAGGGGGUACAAAUGAUCAACGAUGAAGUUUAUGUCGCAAAAUAUGUUUUAUUUCACUUAUGCCGUUGUUUUGUCACAGUUCUGUUGUCUACACUUUGAUUAUUGACUUGUAAAUAUUUAAAAUACUUUGUAAGUAUUUCUGUUACAUCAGACUGCUUCGAAAAUGUUUGAUAAGAAGGAAAAUAAAAAGCACACUCUGAGCCAAAUCAAGAAAACCAAUAUCAUGACAUGUGUGGAACGGUGCCUUAAAUUAGUGGUGCGCAACCUUGGGGUCGCAAAAGUUAAUGAGAGGCAAAUGUGUUUUGUGUAUUUUUUUAUAACAUUUUGUCUCGAUAACGAUAGAACCAAGCACAGGGGUCCGACCCAGUGGCGUAGCUAAAAGGGGGGGGCGCGGACCUCACCGGGUGAUACUAACCCUAGCUACGCCACUGAUUCCACCCAUAGAAAGUGAUGCGCCCAAGUGCCUUACAUUAUUUUCGUAAUGGGUCGUGUAAUAUUACGUUCAAAUGUUGGU